This is a messenger RNA of Paracoccidioides lutzii Pb01, 720 nucleotides long. RefSeq lists its product as hypothetical. The coding region runs from base 1 to 720 and encodes 239 amino acids. The transcript has 2 exons. The record is from RefSeq and is a predicted model, not a curated record.
AUGCAAUCUCCAUCUUUCCAACAGCAAAGAAAAACCAAUCGUGUGUGGCUGUCGAAGCCUUCCGCUGGCAUUUCCAUCCCGCUGCACAUGUUGUUCUUUACGUCUGGCAGAUAUGGAACGGUCCAUUCUACCUCUCCUAGGAUGAAAACACCUGCCAAAACAAUCCUGAAAGGGCAAGGACCUCUCCAAGAUAAUAGGCGAGUAGACGGCUUUAUGGAUGCAAUUAUGUAUCUUGAAUCGAAUGUUUCUGAGGAUUCGGGUUUUGUGAAGCGCGGCAUUUUGACCGAUAUAAACCAGCCAUACUUUGGCUACAUCAUUUCCAAGCUCAGGGAAGCGCCAUCGAUUUCGAUUAAGCUGGAAAGGACUACAAUUUUGGUCCCAAAUGGGGACCGCGCUCGGAACAGUGGUGGAGCACAUACCGGUAUAGCCCCUGAGGCCGCUCUUAAAGCCCUUGCGAAGAUUAAUUUUGAGUUGACAAUUAUUCUUGUUAUUGCUGAUAUCAACUGGAAGCUGUCGUUGACAAAGUCACCGGCCAAGAACCAGUUCAUUGGAUCUCUCAUGAUAAUAGCAUCGCGUAGAUGCAAACUCUUGAUGCGAUAUACGAGAAAUCCGAACCAACUAGGCAAGAGGCCCAGCAAGUUUACUUCAUCGAAAAUCUAUGAGAGGGAUUAUUGUUUGUUGAUCCAUAUCCCACCGCUUGUCACAAAAUUGACCCUGUAA